GCCAGCUCAGACAGAGAGGAGGCGGCAUGGGAGUGGGACAGUGUGUGAACAGGAGAGGACCAAACAGUAUUCAGCUGACUCCGACUGGAAUUUACGACCCUGACUGGAAGAUCUUUCUCUAGUUUUGUCCCUGUCUUCCAUUGCUCCUCUCCUCUCCCCUUCCCCUCCCCUCCCACCCCUCUUUCCCCUUUCCCCCCCUCAUCCUCUGGCAGUUAUCCCACCCUCAGCUCCUGCUUCAGGCGGCUCCUCCGGGCAUGCUCCUUAAGCCAAAGUAUGACCGCUUUCGCAACGAGUCUGUGACCUCCUCCGACGACCUGAUGCAGAGCUUAGCCAUGAGUGGCAAAGUUGUAGCCACGCCGGUGGUCCCUUCCUCCACCCCAAGCCUUCCUCUGCCUCCCCUGCCUCCUCUGGAUCCGAGUGCCAGGUCCUCCUCCUCUGCUGGGGCUACAGCCCUGGCUGACUCGCCGUGCCUGGAUGGGGAACAGGAUGCCACUACAACCUUCUGCAUGCUCAUCCCUAAGAUGCCCCAGUGGAAGUUCUCCAACUCCCUGCUCAGCCGGAGCCCCUCCAACUCCAGCUCCAGCUCUAGCUCCAGCAAGGACUCAGCCAAGGCAGCAUCAGCUGCUUCUCAGGCCUCUGGCUCCCCUUCUUCUUCAUCAUCAUCAUCACAUAGGCCAAGUGUUGCGACCUCUGCCAGUGGCCCAGUGGCCAGUCUCGCAGCGGUGCUUAACUCCUGCGACCCUGUGUGUGUCACCCCUUGUUCCUUACAGGCCAUCAGGGGCCAGAGAGCAGUUGCGGUGGCAAAUUCAGCCAACCCAGGAGGGCACGGAUUUGGGGUAACUGAGGCCAUGGCGAGCCCUGGAGGUUCCAGCAGCUCCAGGUCAGGAAUAAAUCGUAGGACAAGAGUGGAAGGGGCUAUGUGGCUCGGAGGAGAGGAGUUCAACCAGAAGGGCAGCUUCAUCCACAAACCGUCCCAGGGCUGGCUGCAUCCGGACAAGAAGAUUGCAGGACCAGGGGCCUCAUAUAUUGUCAGGUACAUGGGCUGUAUUGAAGUACUGAAGUCAAUGCGCUCCUUAGACUUUAACACUCGCACUCAGGUGACAAGAGAAGCCAUCAACAGGCUGUGUGAAGCUGUGCCAGGAGGAAAGGGGGCCUGGAGAAAGAAGACACUAAACAAAGCUCUCCAGUCCAUCAUGGGGAAGAGUAACCUUCGUUUCGCAGGCAUGAGCAUCGCUGUCAAUAUUUCCAUCGAUGGCCUCGGUCUCCUCAUCCCCACAACACGACAGGUGAUAGCACACCAUCCCAUGCAGUCCAUCUCAUUUGCCUCUGGGGGAGACACGGAUACGCCUGAUUAUGUUGCAUAUGUGGCCAAAGACCCGGUCAAUCAGAGAGCCUGUCACAUCUUGGAGUGCUCAGACGGUUUAGCCCAGAGCGUCAUCAGUACCAUCGGUCAAGCCUUUGAGCUGCAGUUCAAGCAGUACCUACACAGUCCUCCCAAAACCAUGGCAUCUGUGGAGCGGUCUGUGAGGAUGGAGGAGCCAAUGUGGGGGGAGGAUGAGGACUUCUCAGAGCAUGAUUACUACAAUAGCAUCCCAGGGAAGGAGCCUCCUGUUGGUGGAGUGGUGGACUCCAGACUUAGACCCAGUGGAGCCCUGCUAGGUCACAUCCACACCCAACCACAGAGCAAGAUGACAGCACAGAUGGGCUCACCAGCAAGGAGGGACCAAACAUCAUACCCCCCUGGUCAGCUGUGUUAUGAACUUCACUGGGACACAGAAACCACCAGUGGCUCAGGUCUGACGUCAGAUGGUUACCUGUGUGCGGACGGUCAGCCAACGGGUGGCAGAGACUAUGAGGAGCAUCAGUACGUCAACACUCAGAGUCUGGAAAACCUGGAAUCUCUGGCCCAGGAGCCCAGUGGACACAGAGGGGCCCGACCACCUGACAGCCCCAAAAAAGACCUGUUUGACAUGAGGCCCUUUGAGGAUGCACUCAAGCUUCACGAGGCCAGUGGUGGAGCAGCUGGAGGUUCUGGAGGUGGUCCAGUCGGAGCAGGAGGAGGUGGUGGAGGUGUGCGGGUCCUGGAGGACCAGUGGCCCAGCCCUCCUCGCCGUCGGGCCCCUGUGGCUCCAAAUGAGGAGCAGCUUCGCAGAGAGACUUGGUACCACAGCCGCAUGAGCCGACGAGAUGCAGAAAAACUCCUGGUCCGAGAUGGAGAUUUCCUGGUCAGGGAGAGCACGACAAACCCCGGCCAGUAUGUGCUGACUGGCAUGCACUGUGGGCUGCCCAAACACCUACUGCUGGUGGACCCUGAGGGAGUGGUCCGGACCAAAGACAUGUUAUUUGAAAGCAUAAGCCACCUUAUUUCAUACCACCUGAAGAAUGAGUUGCCCAUAGUAGCAGCUGAGAGUGAGCUUCACCUCAAACAGGUGGUCCGGAGGAAACAGUAAUGCAUUAGGCCCUGCAUGUUAUGAGAUUAAUUCUGGCAUGCCCUCUCCAACCACAAAAAACUGAAGCUGAAAAUCUUUCAUCAUGGAUGAUUAUUCACCACAGUGAACAAAGGACAACACUAAUGCUUUCUCUCCAUGGAUACAUCUAUUAAGGAAAAGUGGGACGUACAACAUCUCCUCUGCACGUUCUGUCUGUUGGUUAUCCAGAUCAACCAAACUGUUCCUCAUCUGUCAUAAACUCCUCAACUAUGCAGCUAUUAAGCUAACAAAACCAACCAAAAUGCAGUUUUAGUGCUGGGAAGUUUCAACCUAUGUCACAAAGAUAAUAGCCACAUGUUGGGAUGGGACCCUGUGUUGAGAUACGAUAAUGCACAGUGAAGUGAUGCCCUAAUGCCUGUAAAAGGGACGUGCUUCCAGUCUUUCACACCUCAUCUGACCAGUCUGUGACCCAUGGAGGGAAAACAUGGACCUGUAUCGUUCAUUGAAGAAAUAAUGGAUGCCGCCAGAACAAAGCUGUAACUGAACAUCUCAUGCUGAUUGAGCAUAAAAGCAGAAGAAAUAUCUGGUUCCAUAAUCAGUAGUUUCAAGAAAGAAAAUGAAAGGAAUUGAAAAUAUGGGACUAUUAGAGACAAAUGAAGAAGGAUCUGCUUCAGCGGAACAUGAAGACUGUUGUUACAUGAUCACAGGUCAGCAGUGCCUGACUCUGAGAGGCACAACGGAUAAACACUGAUUGGUUCUUUAAUUUGAAACACAUGAUCAUAGCCACACAAUCUUUUUAUUUCUCAGAAUACCAAAAUUCACUUUUUAAUGGAAUUUGUUUUGAAGACAUAGACCAUGUUGGACAUAAUCAUCUGUGUCCUUUACAGUGCAGUCAUACCACGCCUCCUCAUGUUGUCUGAAGAGUACAAUAGAUAGUUUUAUUACAUUUACCAAAAAUCUGUCAUUUAUGUUGUGUUCUUAAGGGCUAGUUGAGACAUACUGUACAUGUUGUGAACCUGUGCACAUUAUUGUUCUGACUGUUCUCUUUGGCUAAAUACUACAGUACAUUUUAGUUUAAUACCAACUACUCUGCUUAAAUCCUCAGUAUAUCUGUCCAUGCCUGUACAUCCUCGUCCCUUCACCUUCAGUGCCUUAUUAACUACAGGCAUUUGUGUUUAUAAUGUGCAUUUAUGCUCCUAAUGCAAAACAGUAGUUUUUCUUGCCAUGCCAAUGAAUGACUGAACAAACUUGAGGAUGAUAAACCUCUUAUACUUGUCAACAGUAAUGUAAGCUGCUCUCCUUUUGUGGUGGAUAAUGUUUAGUUUCAUCUCAGUUUGUCAUAAUUUUACGUGUUCAAUCCCCUUCUAGAAUUAAGCCAUAAACAGCGCUUCUCUAAUGAGACUGAUUUUAAAAAUGGGGAUUUGGAAGUGAAAUUAAAUCUUUUUUGUGUCCCAACUCAGGGAAAUACAUUUUAUUGAUUGACCUAUCCCAUGUCUAAUCUUGUUUUGGUGUACUUUUUGUCAAUAACUUUGCAACAUCAUGUUCCCCCAUGACAGACUUUUAAAGCCUCUGAGAACUUAAAAUAGGUGAAAAAG
Sphaeramia orbicularis (orbiculate cardinalfish) is the source of this 4024-nucleotide messenger RNA. It is a transcript of the gene shc2, whose product is annotated as SHC (Src homology 2 domain containing) transforming protein 2. Bases 255 to 2450 code for a protein of 731 amino acids. NCBI's taxonomy places the organism in Eukaryota, Metazoa, Chordata, Actinopteri, Kurtiformes, Apogonidae. Gene Ontology annotation, molecular function: receptor tyrosine kinase binding. The record is from RefSeq and is a predicted model, not a curated record. The transcript has 13 exons. Gene Ontology annotation, cellular component: plasma membrane. Gene Ontology annotation, biological process: cell surface receptor protein tyrosine kinase signaling pathway; intracellular signal transduction.